Molecule: messenger RNA, 3552 nt
Organism: Tigriopus californicus
Lineage: Eukaryota; Metazoa; Arthropoda; Copepoda; Harpacticoida; Harpacticidae
Exons: 1
Coding region: 926-3031 (701 amino acids)
Biological process (GO): cell differentiation; negative regulation of transcription by RNA polymerase II; positive regulation of transcription by RNA polymerase II
Molecular function (GO): RNA polymerase II cis-regulatory region sequence-specific DNA binding; nuclear receptor activity; zinc ion binding
Source: RefSeq, a predicted model, not a curated record
GCAACUUUAGCGAUGAGACCCAAAAACGUGAACGCCAUCUAGGUUUUAGUCUCCAGCCAUAAGCAUAAGGUUAAUUCACUUCGAAUUCAUAUCGCAACACAUUGAUAAUUGAUUUGAUUGAGAGCAGUUAUGAAAACAGAUUUGCACUCACUUAUUUCACUUUUUUUUUACACAAAACAAGGUAUGAUGAUCCUAAAGUACUCUUAAUAAUUGCCAUUUAUUUCCGCAAAUGAAUGAGAACGGGUGUAAGUUAUGAUCUAAGUACUCCUGGACAAACCAUGCCUCCCAAAAACUUGAAGUAAUUUCUUGCAUCCGUCGGUGCUUAUUUGAAAGAAAAUGAUAGGCCAUGGCAAACGAAAGUUGCAAAAAAGUGUCUGCAUGACAGCACAAAGCAUAUAUUGAAAGUCAACUCUUUUCCGCCAGAGUUCGUCAGUGCAGUGGACAUCCAUGUUUCGCCCGCUACUCGACUGGAGGAGCGCUUGUAGGUUUCCGUCUUUCUCCUAGUAGGCCUGCCAGCUAGGUCUGCCUAAUGCCUAUAGAUGCUCUAGGCAAUGAAUCCAGUGUCUCUAGGUCUGCCCUCUGCUAAUGAAUUGCAGAUUGUAGCCUCGGCUUGACGACCUUGGUUCAACGUAAGUGUUCUAAAACGACUAUCCCUUUGGGGAUGCAUUGAACCUGUUUCCUCCGAGUUUUCCACAAAGCAGGAACUCAUUUUCCGUGUUCUUGUUCGAUAAAGUUAGUAUAUUAAAAUAGUGCCUCACAACCUUCACAUGGCAACGCAUUCAACGACCACUAGCAUUUUAGUGCUCGGCAUUGAAUAUUUCAUUAUCAAUGUUUUUAGUGCUUGUCGAACAACGAGACCAAAUGGGACUCAGAUUGCUGCAGUUCCACUUUGAACCUAAACGAGCUUUACUCGCCUAUCGGCAAUAUGGCCGCAGAUUCCAAGUGUGAAAUGGACUUGGCCGCACAAAAGCGCCACGAGGUAAAACGGUCGUUAAUAUGUAGUGUUUGCGGAGCUCAAACUGGAAGCUAUCAUCUGAACUAUGGGGCCAGUACUUGUUUGAGUUGUCGGGCCUUCUUUCGGCGAACCGUUCAAUGUGGGGAUGAUGUGAAGUUUGUGUGCAAAGGUGAUGGUCAGAAUGUAUGCCGGAUCACGGAGAAGAACCGGAAGAAGUGUAAAUUGUGCCGCUACCGUGCUUGUGUGGCAGCAGGUAUGCAAGGGAAUCAAGUCAUGUCCUCGGAGGAUAAGAAAAGUUGGUUCCGGAAGAUGAACAAGAGGAAAGACAUAAAAGACAAAUCUGAUCCUGAGUCCCCAGAGGUCUCCUCAAAAGGGCUCCAGUCGGUCAGAUCUGUCCGGUCCAAAGGCCGGACCAAAUCAGGCACUGCGAGCUCGUUGUCGGAUGCCUGCUCUGAUAGUAAUCAAGACACCCCUGUCUGCAGUACAAUGACCAACAUCGGCAGCACGGUAGACAGAAGUUCGGCCUCAAACUUUGCAGUUGCGACUUCCCCGCCCAUGAGCCAAUCGACCGUGUUUAGCAACCAGACAUCUCCAGAACCUAUGGACAACCUAAAACAAUCCAUUGAAACAAUCAAGGCAGAAUUCGCUUACGCCGUAAGCCAAGUCUGCUUUGACCCUGUCCUGGUGGAGAGUAUGUACGUUCAGGGGGAUCAGACUAGGUUGACGAAGAAAAUGCUCAAGAACCAUUUGGACCUGAUUCAGAAUGUUUGGGCUCAUUUCUGCCGAGGAAACAUGGACUUUUGGUCCCUGUCUUCUUUCGAUCAGGCCCGACUCCUCACUGAGAACGGCACCAUGUUUCAAGUUGCCGUACUGUCGAGAUUUUGCUGCUCUUCAUACCGCUUGGAGCAAUUAGAUUGGCUAUUUUUGGGACAAAAGAUGUAUGGUGUCAGUCUGGGCACUGAUUUGGUCAACUUCAAUUUCUCCUUGUGGAAUAGCUCGAAUGGACUGUUGCCCAAUGUGACGCAGCUCUUGGAGACUUUGAACCUCAUGGGAGACAUUUGCGGUCUCCCGCUGUCAAUCGACUGCUUGGGUAUUCUGGCUUAUGCCUGUUUGUUCCACACAAACAACUCCUCUGACCCCUUGUAUGAGAAUCCCGAUGUCAUAUUCAACUAUGCUCUCAAAGCCUCGGCCAUGGCAGACUAUGCCCACAUCAACAGGCACCUUCUCCAAUGCCACCUUGACAGCUUGAAAGAAAUGUCCCUCUCCAUGACCACUUGGGUUUGGAGCCAUCCCAUUGAAAUCAAAGAAAUCGGCCAUUCUUACGGGGAACUGGACGAAUCCCUACUCCAACAAGAGUUCAAUACCAUGGACAGGAUCUUCAAGGAGGUGCCAUUGGGCCAGGACGUGGUGGAAGAGCUCAUUGCUUAUGCCAUGGAUGUGCCCGUGUCUAAGGGCUUCAUGCGUCGCGCCAUUGUGACGUGGAAACGGCGCUUCACCAUCAUCAUGAAGCAACACUGGGAGUUCCUCUCCCUUUCAGACCGAGGCCAAGCUGUUCUCGUGGAGAAGGCGUGUAUGCCCUCAUUUGGAGUGGCCAAGCUUUGGAGCGAGAACCUCCCAAGUGUGCGGGCUCAAAUCGAGUUUGCCUUGGGAGUGUCGGACAUAUCCUUCCUCAUGGAACGGGUCUCGCCCAUCUUGCCCUCAUUCACCCCCAAGAAGCUCACUGUCCAAGGGUUGAACAAGUCGGCCAAGUUAGCCGAUGUGAACGUGGUGGCGCGCUUCGAGCAACUUAAGCUGGAUCUCAACUACAUCGUUACUAAUAUUGAAUUCUACAAAAUUAUGUUCCUCAUGAGCCUGUUCUUGCCGGCAGCUCAACUGUUCCCUAAUGAACCAGUGGCCAAACUAAGUACCAAAUACCUCCACAUCCUCUUGCGUCGCUCCCAAUUCCUGGCCCUUGCCGAUGAGGCCACCAUCAAUCGGUCGAUCAGGUUGAUUACCGAGAUUGGUGACAUAAUCAAAAUCAUCUUUGGAAUCCCUUCUAAAUGUCAAACCUCUCCGCUGAAUUCUUCCCCUCUCUAAGGGGAGAUCGCUUUAAUUUUAAAUGAUACAAAAAACUUACUCAAAAUCAAAUUCUAUCCUAAUUAAUGGUCUGCCUACAACUACAAUGGGAUCAAAAUGCAUGUAGCUCAACGGCAAUCUAAUAACAUUCCCUUGGUUCAGAUGAUGCUCAAGAUUAAGGGAAACGACAAUCCCCAAGUUCAAAAAGUAAUCAACUUCAAAAGAGGGUGUUUUAUGUGUGCCAGAACACAUUAUAUAUGACCCUUAAACGCAUACCUCCUCAAAACAGACUCUGUACCUCUUAAUGUGAAUCGCUCGGGUUAUCUCGUUUCGACGACGUGAUAUUGUUAUGGCUUCAGGCUGAACAAUUCCAGUCAUUGGCAUGACUAAUUUUUGUUGUACCUUUUAACUUCUUGCAAAUAAUACCAAAAAGCUGUGAAUUAUGUUUUGGAAUGAAUAACUUGUUUAAGAAUUCAUAGCCUCCAAUAAACCACCACCGUUUUCAAUCGCUAUUGUUGUGAUUGGAACGAUUUAUGUGUUCA